AUGGGCGCGGAGCAGCAAAUGGCCGACGCGACGGCGGAUGCCAAGCCGCAGGAGGGCGCUGCGCCGCUGCAGGGCUCCUACCCGGUGGCCUCGCGGCACCACAAGAGGCCCCACCCGAGCGCGCCCUACCGGCGCCCGGUGGCGCUGCCCAACUACAAGGUCCUCGCGCAGCCCCGCACGAACAACUACUACCACGCGACCGGCGGCUGCCCUUGCAUCCCGCGGGCGGUGGCGCACCCGGGCAGCUGGCGGUUGAAGGAGGCGCAGCUGCGCUCGUCCACGGCAGCGCACCCCGCGACCUGGUCAAGGAAGCGUCCCACGGCCACGUGCUGCGUGCACUCGGCACAAACCUACGGCUGGAAGCCCGGCCCGCACACAGUCCUGGCGAAGAACACGGCCGCCUCGGGUCUCUGCGACACCUUUGGCAACAUGGCCUUCAAGCGCCCAACGGGGGUGCGUGACAAGGACAGCGAGGUGAGCAGCGUCUGUGCGCAGAAGCUGGAGGACCUGGAGGCCCUCAUCCUCGAGGAGCACGAGGCACGCCGCAACGUCGAGAUGGACGUGGGUGAGCUGCAGGACAUUCAGCGGGAGGGCACGCAGGACGACUACAAGCUGGACUACCGGAACGAGAAGCUGCGGAAGGAGGCGGCGGCGGCGUCGGAGGCGCAACUCCACGACCUUCUGCGCGAGGUCCGCGGGAUUGUGAAGCGGCCGCUCAACCAGACCAACAUUGACAUCCUCCGCCGCGUGGUGGAGCGACAGGAGUGCCUGAUGCAGCAGCGCGCACUGAAGGCGCGUGAGGACUACCCUCAAAUUGUGUUCCCGUAG
Messenger RNA from Trypanosoma conorhini, 828 nucleotides. RefSeq lists its product as uncharacterized. Lineage: Eukaryota; Euglenozoa; Kinetoplastea; Trypanosomatida; Trypanosomatidae. The transcript has a single exon. The coding region runs from base 1 to 828 and encodes 275 amino acids. The record is from RefSeq and is a predicted model, not a curated record.